Trichomonas vaginalis G3 is the source of this 576-nucleotide messenger RNA. Its product is annotated as organellar and viral DNA polymerase type B. Gene Ontology annotation, molecular function: nucleotide binding; nucleic acid binding. Lineage: Eukaryota; Parabasalia; Trichomonadida; Trichomonadidae. Bases 1 to 576 code for a protein of 191 amino acids. The transcript has a single exon. The record is from RefSeq and is a predicted model, not a curated record.
AUGUCGAAGAGAAUAAUGUGUGAAGUAUUCUGUACUGCUGAGGACUUAGGAAUGGACAUCUUUUAUAGCGAUACGGACAGUAUGCAUCUCUACAAUGAAGAUAUCCCUCGUUUAGCUGAAGAGUUUGAGAAACGUUAUGGAAGAGUUCUCAUUGGUAAAAACCUUGGUCAAUUUCAUAGCGACUUUGCAGAAAUCACAAAAGAUAAACAAAGUUUAGCAUACAAGUCAAUAUUUUGUGGAAAGAAGACUUACAUAGACUUACUCACGAAUGAUUUAAAUGAAGUUGCAUUUCACUGCAGAAUGAAAGGCGUGAAGCAAGAUGUUAUUGCUUUAACCGCUAAUGAAAUGUUUUCUGACUCUGUUCAGUGUUUCUAUGAUGAAGAUAAAGGUAUAAUGGUUCCGCAAGGAAAAUUUGACAAAGACUCUGAGUUCAGUGUUAUGAAGUUAUAUAAAGCACUUUAUGACGGUCAAGAGAUUGGAUUUGACUUAUGUAAGUCUUCUAGUCCUUGCUUUGCUGAAAAGUUUAACUUCUCAAUAACGACUAAAACAAGCUUUAUUCGUAAGUUGAAGUUCUGA